This is a messenger RNA of Pantherophis guttatus, 3794 nucleotides long. RefSeq names its product inositol polyphosphate-5-phosphatase A (gene INPP5A). Lineage: Eukaryota; Metazoa; Chordata; Lepidosauria; Squamata; Colubridae. The record is from RefSeq and is a predicted model, not a curated record. Gene Ontology annotation, biological process: phosphatidylinositol dephosphorylation. Gene Ontology annotation, molecular function: inositol-polyphosphate 5-phosphatase activity.
UGUCAGGCUCGUGACGUCAGGGGAGUGCAGCGAUCUAGUGGCGGUGCCGCUCGCCCCUCUUUCUGUUAUUUCAGGCAGAUGCGGGGAAGUCGGAGAGGAGGCGGGUGGCUCUCCUGCCGAAGGGAUUGGCUUGGGGUUGUUCGGCCCGCUCCGCUCCGCAACCAAGGACGCUGGAAGCCGCCUCUGGAGCGCCCUCCCUUUCCCGCGGCCGAGAGUUUUCGCUGAAUUCGUUCACCACCACCCCCCAACCCCCCUUUCGCUUUUCCUCCUUGCCAUGCACCAGGAUCUAGCCACCGCUAGCGGCGGCGGCAGCAGGAGGAACUUCCCAAACAGGAACCUAAUGGCUGCGAAGGUGAAAAUCUAAGCGCGAAGUCUCAUCCUGCCCCGGGGAAGAAAGCCGCGCAGAGGAGGGAAGAAGAGGCGGCAAGCAACCAUGAGCCCGGGGGCUCAGCACUGAUGCUUGCAUCGUUGCCCCCGGUGGGAGACUUCGGAGGUCCCUUCCCUCCUUUGGGGGCACCGCGGAUCGCGAAACCCGUAAGCGGGAGACGCCCGGAGAAGAAGGGGGAAAAAAAGAGGGGAAAGGAAAACUCCAUUUGGCCGCCUAAGACUCCCGAGCCCGCCGCUGAACUUCCCUUGAACUCCCGAUCGCGUUUCUCCUUUGGCCCCCGGACUCUUCUUCGCCGGGAGAUUUUGCAGUUUUUCGAGGCGCCGCAAUCGCCUCUUUCAAUUAUAUUAUACACACACACACACAUACACACCCCCAGAACUAUUUUUGGCCAAUUAUCAUGGCGAUGAAAGGGGCUGUCGCAAACACCGGGAUCUUGUUAGUUACAGCCAACGUCGGAUCCUUGUUCGAUGAUCCAGAAAACCUGCAGAAGAAUUGGCUUCGGGAAUUCUAUCAGAUUGUACAUGCACAUAAACCACACUUCAUGGCAUUACAUUGUCAAGAGUUUGGAGGGAAAAACUAUGAAGCAUCUAUGUCUCACGUGGACAAGUUUGUUAAAGAAUUGCUAUCUAGUGAUGCUAUGAAAGACUACAAUAGAGCCCGGGUUUAUCUGGAUGAAAAUUUCAAGUCACAGGAACACUUUACGGCACUGGGCAGCUUUUACUUUCUACAUGAAUCCUUGAAAAAUAUUUACCAAUUUGACUUUAAAGCUAAGAAAUACAAAAAAGUUACGGGGAAAGAGAUCUAUUCAGAUACAUUAGAAAGUACACCUAUGCUGGAAAAAGAAAAGUUCCCACAGGAUUAUUUCCCUGAGUGCAAGUGGUCCAGAAAAGGAUUCAUACGAACAAGAUGGUGUAUUACUGACUGUGCCUUUGACUUGGUAAACAUUCAUCUUUUCCAUGAUGCUUCCAAUUUAGUUGCUUGGGAAACAAGCCCAUCUGUUUACUCAGGAAUAAGGCAUAAGGCCCUUGGUUAUGUACUUGACAGAAUCAUAGAUCAGCGGUUUGAACGAGUUUCAUAUUUUGUCUUUGGUGAUUUCAAUUUUCGACUGGAUUCAAAGUCAGUGGUAGAGACACUUUGUGCAAAGGCUACAAUGCAGACUAUCCGGGCUGCUGACACUAAUGAAGUAGUCAAACUAAUAUUCCGUGAAUCUGAUAAUGACCGAAAGGUUAUGCUACAGUUAGAAAAGAAACUCUUUGACUAUUUUAAUCAAGAUGUUUUUAGAGAUAACAAUGGCACUGCGCUUUUGGAAUUUGACAAAGAGCUGUCAGUCUUUAAAGACAAAUUAUAUGAACUGGACAUUUCAUUUCCUCCCAGCUAUCCAUAUAGUGAAGAUUAUAGCCAGGGAAUGCAAUAUAUGAACACUAGAUGUCCAGCUUGGUGUGACAGAAUCCUUAUGUCACAUUCUGCCAAAGAACUCGUUUUGAAGUCUGAAAAUGAUGAGCGGCAAGUGGUGUAUGACCAUAUAGGACCAAAUGUCUGCAUGGGGGACCACAAGCCCGUGUUCCUGUCCUUUCGAAUAGCCGCUGGGGCAGGAAAAAGAUGCCUCCGACAUGAGAAGAUAUUUCGGGAAAGUUCAUUAUAGCGAGGAGGAAGAGGAGGAGGAAGCUUCAAACUCCCGCCCAUCGCUUAAAUCGUGACAGCUCUAGCCAUCCAUCCAAGUCCUGCGUGCCCUGUUCUUCUUUUAUUAUUACUGUUCUUGUUAUUUUAGGCUGUUUAUGCUCCACUAGCUUAUUUCUGGCGUGGACACAAGUCCCCACCACCCCCAAAAAUCUCUUAUACCUCACUGUCUUGUAUAUUCUCGUGUCAUCAAAAGUGGACUUUUUAUUUUUAUAUGGCAAUGCCUAUAUUAUGCUACAGUCCGGUUGCCAAAACAUACCUACAAAAAAAAACACCUCAUAUUAGUUUUUUUUUUUUUUUACAGUGUUUUGCCUCUUGGAUUUCACUGUGAGGUUUGUGUUUUUAGUUGGUCAGUGUGGAAUGAGUGUGUGUAUAUGUAUAUGUAUAUAUGUAGACACACCUUCCACAUUAAGACCGUUUUUCAUCACCCUUCCCUAGCUUAAAGCCAGGUUAGGAUGUUAUAUAUUGCCUUGUGUAGAAGUCCUGCUGUGUUAUUGUUGUUGUUUGAUCCUGUGAUAUUUGGGGGUGGGAAAGAGGAUCCAAGUUCGUUUUGUUUUCUGUUUUGUUGUCCUUUUUUAUAACCUGUUUUCUCAUGUUAUUUACUAUACUGCCAUGUUCCAUGGUUUCUGAAUCACACAACAGCAGCUGCUUUCUAUACGUGUAUAUAUUUAUAUAUAUAUUGUAUGUGAGUGUGUAUAGAGAUAUAUAUAUAUACACAGAUAUAGAAAUAAUUUAUAAUUACAAACGGUCUGUCUUUUCCUGAUACAAAUAAGACUUUUCCAACAAGCCCAAAUAAUAUCACUGUUGUCCGGCGGGAAAUUCUGCCACCGGUUAUUCAACUCGGGAUUAACUUGCAAACCGAGGAAAAGGGGAGGCAGAGGUCGCGAUGGGAGGAGGCCGUUGGACGCUUCACACCCCUUCUGAAACACGUUUCUUCCGCGUGGAAAGCUCGCAAAGGAGACACGGAGACCCCACUGGGCGCGUGGCGGCUCGUCCCGAGUUCCUGCCCUCCGCUUACUUCGGAGCAAGCCUGCCCGGGCUCAGCGCUACCAGUGCGGACACGCGUUUCAUGAGGCGAGCGUGAGCCCCCGCAGGCUGUGGUGCUCGGCCGAGGGGAGGGGAGGGGGGGCUUCUCCCGUGGGAGGUGCGGCGAGGGCGCUCCACAGCCCCAGUGCUACAACCACACAGCUCAGCAGCUCAGGUGCCAAACAAAGCACGUUCGCGAAGAGCGGACACAAGAAUCGGGGAUUUGGGGGGGGACACGGACCAACCCCUCGUCGGGGAGCACUUGUUGAGAAACACUGGACUAGAGGAAGGCCGGGGAAGGUGGAGCUUCGUUGAGAGCUUCCCCCCCCCCUUUCCGGAGUACAGCAUUAAAAGGUGAUUAGCGAGUCUGUUGAAGAAACACAGGCGAGGGAGCGUUAUUGAUUUUAUUGAGAACACUACCGAGCUCAGGGAACGGGCGGGGGCGGGAGUCGGGAGAUGCCUUUGGAGAACAAAUCAAGCUUGGCGGUGGGCGGGGUGGGAAGAGGGGAGGAGCAGGAGGAGAGGAAAACGGGAGGGAGGGAGGAAUGUCUCCUACGUCCCUGAUGAUCCUAGAGGAGUGGGAGCCAUUGGUGGAAGGACACGGAGCCGCCUAAGGCUCGGAGGGGUUUGUGUGCGCGGCGGGUUCACUGCGAAAUGAGCAUUCUGGUUCUCAAGCAAUAAAAAAAAAUGAUCAUGAUUUAAA